Molecule: messenger RNA, 1254 nt
Organism: Symsagittifera roscoffensis
Lineage: Eukaryota; Metazoa; Xenacoelomorpha; Acoela; Convolutidae
Product: serine/threonine-protein kinase 16-like
Exons: 8
Coding region: 114-1034 (306 amino acids)
Biological process (GO): protein phosphorylation
Cellular component (GO): Golgi apparatus; cytoplasm
Molecular function (GO): ATP binding; protein serine/threonine kinase activity
Source: RefSeq, a predicted model, not a curated record
AGAUUAAUGCAUGGGCUGUUUCUGUACGAAAGAAAGCUUCUCUAUCCACGGAAAAACUUUCGAGAAUGUAAACCGAAUUGCAGAAGGGAAAGGGCUUCAGUGUCGUAGAUUUGAUGGUAGAUAAGUCAAGCAGGGAAAAGAAGUUGUACGCAGUAAAACGAAUCUUGACCCGAACCGUCGAAGAUGAAAAAGCAGUUUUAGAGGAGGUCAAAUUUCAUCGGUUGAUAAAUCACCCCAACUUAAUCAAGUUAGUGGACUCAACAGUGAUCAAUCCCUCCUCGUCUCAAGCGGAGUAUUUUCUGGUGCUGCCUUUUUUCAAGAAUGGAUCUUUAGAAGAUGCCUUGAAGGCGAACCAGAUACAUGGCACCAGACUCUCACACCUGAAGGUCCUCAAACUAUUUGCAGGCAUCUGCAGUGGCGUGGACUACCUCCACAGGCACGAGAGUGGAGCGAUAUGUCACAGAGACCUGAAGUGUGCCAACAUCCUCAUGACCGGCAAGGACAGUGGACCUGUGAUCAUGGACUUCGGGUCCAUGACCACUGCACCAAUACAUGUCACAAAUCGGACACAGGCCAUGACCAUUCAGGAUGACGCAGCUGAAAAGUGCAGUAUAUUGUACAGAGCCCCUGAGUUGUUCAACGUCGAAGUGGGGUCAGUUAUCGACACUGCCAUUGAUAUAUGGAGUCUGGGGUGCAUUCUGUUUGCUCUGAUGUAUUUUGAAAACCCAUUCGAGAAGUGCUUCACAAGGGGAGACAGUGUGGCUCUGGCGGCCAUGGGAUGCAAUGUCAGAAUACCCAAAGAGUCAGAAUUCCCGGCUUUCUUAAACGACCUCAUCUUCGUUCUAAUGGCAGUAGAGCCGUCGAAUAGGCCUUGCGCGGCAACAGUCUUACAACAGAUCAGGUCACAUCAAGAACAGAUCAAAAGCACGCGCAACAGUGGCGAAAACAUAUCAAAUUCUAACGGACAAGGUAGUAGUAAAGUCAUCGUGGAAAGAACUGAGUUUGUCUCGUUUGAAAAAGGAGAUAUAGUUUGAAUUAAAUGCAGUGAAAAACUUGAAAUGUUGCUCAGCUUGUUUUUAAAUUUAGCAAGUUUGUAAGUUUUUUUAUGGCUGUUUUAUGUAAAUUUUGGGUUUGCGACAUAUUUCUUGCUUCUAUUCUGAUAAUCUGCAAGAAUUUCAUACUGCAAAAAUUAUAUUUAUUAAAUAUAUAUUUUAAAUCAAAACUAUGUUUCAAUAAAAUGUCGCCAUGUGAUCA